AUGGUCGAUGUAGGAAGGGCGUCCGGCUUCCGAUUCCUCUCCGGCGACCAUUCUCCUCGCGUGCCUCCUCCUUCUCCGCCGGACGACGGCGCUCCGUCGUCCUCCUCGCUGUUGCCGGAGGUAAGCACUAAGCGGAACCACCUUGGGAAGGCCCACAUUCUCGAUGCCUUUGUGAAUUACGUAUACCAAGUUGCUAGGCAUACUUCUUUCAUAGUUAAAAACAAGCGCUUGGAUUGUGGUCUCAUUGCUCAUGCAAAGCAGAUGAAGCUGAUUUUGCAGUAUGGUGUUGGACUGGAAGGUGUUGAUGUUGAGGCUGCUUCCAGACAUGGAAUUAAAGUUGCAAGAAUUCCAGGAAAUGUGACAGGGAACUCUGUAUCAUGUGCUGAACAUGCAAUAUAUCUGAUGUUAGGCCUUUUAAGGAGACAAAAAGAAAUGGAAUCCGCAGUCCCAAAGCUAUUGGGACUGCCAGUCGGGGAAACACUUUUUGGUAAAACGGUCCUCAUUCUUGGGUAUGGUAAUAUUGGUGUUGAUCUUGCAUCAAGUUUACGAGCAGUUGGUGUCAAAAUUCUGGCAACAAAAUGUAAUUCACUCAGUUCCACCAGCAGCUAUGUGGAUAAGAAGGGGGUGCUGGAGAACCUUUAUCAAUUUGCUGGCGAUGCUGACAUAGUUUCUGUUUGCAUGGCACUAAACGAUAAAAUGGUUGGUAUUGUGGACAAGAAAUUUCUCUCAUCAAUGAAAAGGGGUGCUAUUCUGGUCAAUGUUGCUCGUGGUGGUCUCCUAGACUAUGAAGCUGUUAAAUCCUCUCUUGAAUCUGGACAUUUGGGUGGUCUGGGAAUUGACGUUGCAUAGACUGAGCCAUUUGAUCCAGAUGAUCCAAUUCUUAAGCACCCUAAUGUGCUGAUCACACCUCAUAUUUCUGGAGUUACUGAAUAUUCCUACAGAUCUAUGGCAAAGGUUUGA
This is a messenger RNA of Nymphaea colorata (pocket water lily), 960 nucleotides long. RefSeq lists its product as uncharacterized. Gene Ontology annotation, molecular function: phosphoglycerate dehydrogenase activity; NAD binding. NCBI's taxonomy places the organism in Eukaryota, Viridiplantae, Streptophyta, Magnoliopsida, Nymphaeales, Nymphaeaceae. The record is from RefSeq and is a predicted model, not a curated record.